Ceratotherium simum simum (southern white rhinoceros) is the source of this 847-nucleotide messenger RNA. It is a transcript of the gene GABRG3, whose product is annotated as gamma-aminobutyric acid type A receptor subunit gamma3. NCBI's taxonomy places the organism in Eukaryota, Metazoa, Chordata, Mammalia, Perissodactyla, Rhinocerotidae. Gene Ontology annotation, molecular function: extracellular ligand-gated monoatomic ion channel activity; GABA-A receptor activity. Gene Ontology annotation, biological process: chloride transport; monoatomic ion transmembrane transport; gamma-aminobutyric acid signaling pathway. The record is from RefSeq and is a predicted model, not a curated record. Gene Ontology annotation, cellular component: membrane.
GCCGCAGUCGGGGGCAUCGGAGGCAGCGAGGGCGAAGAGAGCCGGCGGAGGCGAGGCCCGCGCUCAGGAGGAAGCCGCGCCCGGCCGGAGGCCUCGAACCCCGAGCCCCGAGCUCCACCGCACCAUGGCCCCGAAGCUGCUCCUCCUCCUCUGCCUGUUCUCGGGCUUGCACGCGCGAUCCAGAAAGGUGGAAGAGGAUGAAUAUGAAGAUUCAUCAUCAAACCAAAAGUGGGUCUUGGCUCCAAAAUCCCAAGACACCGAUGUGACUCUUAUUCUCAACAAGUUGCUAAGAGAAUAUGAUAAAAAGCUGAGGCCGGACAUUGGAAUAAAACCGACCGUAAUUGAUGUUGACAUCUAUGUUAACAGCAUUGGUCCUGUGUCCUCAAUAAACAUGGAAUACCAAAUUGAUAUAUUUUUUGCUCAGACCUGGACAGACAGUCGCCUUCGAUUCAACAGCACAAUGAAAAUACUUACUCUGAACAGCAACAUGGUAGGGUUAAUAUGGAUUCCAGAUACAAUCUUCCGCAAUUCUAAAACUGCAGAGGCUCACUGGAUUACCACCCCCAAUCAGCUCCUCCGAAUUUGGAAUGAUGGGAAAAUCCUUUACACCUUAAGGCUCACCAUAAACGCAGAGUGCCAGCUGCAGCUGCACAACUUCCCCAUGGAUGAGCACUCCUGCCCACUGAUUUUCUCCAGCUAUGGCUACCCCAAAGAAGAAAUGAUUUAUAGAUGGAGAAAAAAUUCAGUUGAGGCAGCUGAUCAGAAAUCCUGGCGGCUUUAUCAGUUUGACUUCAUGGGCCUCAGAAACACCACAGAGAUCGUGACAACAUCUGCAGGUAGGAAUUAA